CACCUUGGAGGUAAGGGGACACGUGGCUCCUGCUGGGGGCUCCUCGAGGACGUUUCUCCUCCAUCUGAAGCGGCGUGAGACGAAGGGAGGAGUUUUGGAGCCCGCCAGCCCAUGGCACCGACCUGAGCGGCAGGCAGGUGGAAGCCAACAUUUCCUUCCCUGGAGAUCUGGGAUUGCGCUUGGAGCAUGAACGAGACCUUUCUCAACCAGAGUUUCCUGGAGGCCGGGGCUCACCCCAAUAGGACCCAGGGCCUGGGGAUGCUCAUGGCCUGCUGCAACGGGACGGGCGCCGUGCUGGCCAACGACGGUGGCUCCGCCGUCCUCGUGCCCGACGAGCGGAGCCUCUACAUCACCCGCGUGGUGCAGAUCGCCGUCCUCUGCGUCCUCUCCUUGACAGUCAUGUUCGGCAUCUUCUUUUUGGGCUGCAACUUGCUCAUCAAGUCAGAGAGCAUGAUUAACUUUCUGGUGAAGGACCGGAGACCUUCCAAGGACGUGGGUGCYGCAAUCAUGGGGCUUUACUGAAGUCGCCGGGCUUGUGUAGGCAAGUGAACCGGUGCAGAGAUGCAGAUGCUCAAGCUUUGGGGCAUGUGGGGACUGGCAAGAAGGGUGGGGGUCCUUCUACCAUAUCUGUGUCCACAGAGACCUUCUGAGCUUCCCAAGGACCAAAUUCUUCUGUGCCAAAUGGGGAAGUCUUCUCUGAGCUAUACAAAGCACAGCCUGGUGUGACCAGCCUUGUGUUGCAUGCAGAAAUGAUUUAAGUUUUGCAUGAAACUUGCAGAAAUGGUGAUAAUGUGCAGAUUCGGACUCUUCUCUGCUGUUACCUUGGAUACUGUUA
Molecule: messenger RNA, 835 nt
Organism: Nothoprocta perdicaria
Lineage: Eukaryota; Metazoa; Chordata; Aves; Tinamiformes; Tinamidae
Gene: RPRML
Product: reprimo like
Exons: 1
Coding region: 187-522 (111 amino acids)
Source: RefSeq, a predicted model, not a curated record